This is a messenger RNA of Oldenlandia corymbosa var. corymbosa, 2476 nucleotides long. The record is from the annotation of a GenBank genome assembly. NCBI's taxonomy places the organism in Eukaryota, Viridiplantae, Streptophyta, Magnoliopsida, Gentianales, Rubiaceae.
CCCCCCCCCGGCCCCCGAUCACACUACUAGAGAUGGCAAAAUCAUGAUCUAAUUAAUCUUCUCAGUUCUCUCCAAUCAUAUCCAAUUAAUCUCUUCUGAGAUAGCCUUUAGGCCAUUGAGGAGCCAAACUUAAUGAAGUUUCUGCAUCAAUCAAAGCAUCACGCCCUUCCUUCAAGUUAUAGUGGCAGCUACUCCUGUUAGCCCAAGCCUCGUAAUUCCUGGGGUUGCAAAUUACAGCCUGCAAAAGCCGGAUAAAUUUACCACAAAAAUCGUGAAAAGUUGCAGAAACUGGUAUUGUUUCUUCAAUUUUUUUUUUUUUUGAUUUCUCGUUGAUGUUUCACCUAAAUUGUGGAAUAAUUCAAUUAAGUUUUACUCCAGUUGCUCAUAAGCAUAGGCCGGGUCGCCGGGAGGUCGGGUUCCGAACCUUGUUUUCGCGAUCUUCUGUUAAUGAAGGCAAUCCAAUCUAUUUUUUAACAUCGUUGUUGUAAGUAUUGAGAUCUUCUUUUCCGGGCCGCCCCGACCAAAUAGCACUGUUUUUUCUUGAUUGACCGGAGCUUACAGGUCGCCUCCGGUGGUGGGGGAAGGAAAUUGGUUUGCAAGGAGAACUAAUCAAGUAUGAGGAUUUAACCUUUUUUAUUUUUUUAUUUUUUUAAAAAGGUGACUGGAUUCCGACUAAUCUUGUCUAGAAUUUUCCUCUAGUUCGGUUUCCUGUUUGCUAAUAUUCUUUUUGUUUUUAGUCUUAUUAAGUGUAGGAAUUAGUAAACCUAAUUAGGAUAAGGAUUUAUCGGAAUUUAUCUAUAAAUAGAUUAGUUACGUAGCUACUAUAUUCACGUUUUUUGCUUUAAUUGUUUUAUAACAUCAAAGCUAGCUCUUGUGGCUCUCAAAGACUCUUCCUUCCUUAAAUCUCUACAGCUUGCCUAUCUCCUUCACUUUGAAUUCAGAUUGCCUAUUGGCUAUUGGUAUCAAUCUCAAAAGUUCUCCAGUCCGCCCAAAUUUGUACUAGUUUUUAUUUGAGUUUGACAAUUGAUUCGUAUCUUUUGUAUUAGGCUUAAGAUGGUCCCGAAUGAUUUGGUUUGGGAAAUCUUGAGAUGGAUCCCAGUCAAAUCUUUGAUGCGCUUUAAGUGUGUAUCUCGAACUUGGUUAUCAAUCAUUAGGGAUCUGAGGUUUUCCAAGAUUUACAGCGGUGGUGGUGGUCCGUGUCUAAUAUCUUUUCACAGUUGGACUUUUGAAAAGUCUUGGUUUCCCCUUGUGUCCUUCGAUAACCAUACCUGUUUUGAGUUCCUCAAUCUUGAUAGUGAGAGCUUCGACACCCAAUAUGUGUAUCAUGGACACGCGCUAAAAAAAGCUUGUACAAACAUUGUGGACGGUCUAAUAUGUUUCUAUCGAGGAGAGCAGUCGUGGUUGUAUAACAUUGCCACCAGAGAGAUGGUGAAGCUUCCUGACUUGAACUUUGGGGAAUGUAAGGAAGCAUGUCAUUCUAGUGCGUACCACUUAGGUUACGAUCCCAUCACCAAACGAUACAAGUUACUCAACACGGGUGACAAUCAUGCGGCAAUUCUCACUAUUGGAGUUGAUUCUUUGUGGAGAAACAUUCCCCCUUCAGUUACAUCGAUAGACAUGAGAAUAAAGAGAGGUGCAUGUUUAGACGGGAAUAUCUGUUGGGAGAGUCGAAGUGCCAGUCAAACUAUCAUAAUAUCUUUUAAUUUGGCCCAAGAGAAGUUUAUUCAGAUUGAGUCGUUCUUAGUUUUGGGAUCGUUAAUAAAUUUUGGACCCAGUUUAAUGGUAACGAGAUGUAAUCAAAGUAGUGGAGGACCUGACGAGAUCCUAUAUUACGACUAUAACAAUGGGAUUUGGAUUAAGCAGCUAUUUCUGCCACCACGAACUGAACCAUUAGAAGGAGUUCACAUUGAUGAAUUUCCCUGUAUCGUUGGUGUAUUCCCUAAUGGGAAGGUGUUAAUGAUAGAUUGUUUUGGACGGUCCCUUAUUUACCAAUAUUAUUUGUUUGAUCUAUCAAAGAAAGAGUGGAAACCAAUUGCGACUAGCGAUUCUUUAGCAAGGAGAUGUAGGUCAAAACAUUGGUUCUAUUUUGAGGAGAAUAUUAUCUCACUCGCCCAUUUGACUUCUUGCGACGUAUAGAAUUGAGUUUUUGUAUUGGUGGGGGGAAUGAAGUGGCAGCUUUGUGGAAAAUUGUUAUCUCCUCAAUUGAUGAAGGUUCAUUCCCUACUACUCUGUGGGCUGGUGCGAGCUGAUUGAAAGGAAAGUAGGCAACAAAAGAGUAGCAAGAAAGUUGAGCAUAAGGCAUGCGUUGAGUUUCCUUCAAAUAUUCUCCUCAAAUGAAUAAAGUUGAUUUCUGCAAUUCAAAAAAACAAAGUUUGUGUGUUUGCCUUUUAGUUUGGACAACUUGAUGAUAUUUACAUUUUUUUUCAAGCUUCUGUAGUAUCCUAUUGUUGUACUUCUUUAUUUAUUUUUAUGCGGA